Messenger RNA from Colletotrichum godetiae, 1038 nucleotides. RefSeq lists its product as uncharacterized. The annotation marks the transcript as partial. The transcript has 4 exons. The record is from RefSeq and is a predicted model, not a curated record. NCBI's taxonomy places the organism in Eukaryota, Fungi, Ascomycota, Sordariomycetes, Glomerellales, Glomerellaceae.
GAGACUAAUGCCUAUUCCAGCUAUCUCACGAACAUUGAUUGUUGGAGUAUCCUCGCUCUCGUGAAGACCGCCCCUGUAUCCCAGGCUAGACUCCUUGGUGACUUUUUCCACAAGCACUUAUGUUCUAGAACUUCGAUCGGGGUCGCAUUCACGGUACGUUCUAGCUAUUUCCGUCUGCAGACAUCUUCCUGUGUGCUAACAAGUCCUCCUUGUCUACCAUUACAUAGUAAGUAUCUAAUCGAUAGCUUGGAAAAAACAAUGAUGGGGUCCAGGGAUAUUCUUCAAGAUCUUCUAAGCGAUCUGCACGGAUUAGUGAAGAUUGGAGCGUCUUUCAUGUCAACGGAGGUUAACUCCUUUCUCAAUAAUGACGGGCAACCGGGACAAGCCGCAGAGUGCUACCCAUAUCUCACGGAGAUCCGUGGGAGGUUUAAUGAGCUUGGCCAGCUUAUCUUUCGACUGGGAAAAUACCAGGGGAGAUGCAGCUUCUUUAUACGGCAUUGUGAAUCUUCUAGGAGAAGUUUGAGAAAUGACCAACCUCUUGCAGUCAGACCUAGAGAUGGAGACGAGGUUCGAGUACUUGCAUUCAGCACAUUUCUGACGCAGGCUUUCCCACAAACCACUGCACUUUUCAGCGCAGACGGGAUUAUCGCAUUCACAAGGAAUUGGCAAUCAUUUCUGCUAUCGCUUCUUGUCGCCUAUGGUAUCAAUAUCACAAUUGUAGCCGCUCUUAUCGUCUGGCUCCAAAGGGCGGGUCGGAGGGUACAGAAUGCGUUGGAUGCAGGUCCAGGGCUGCCAGUCGUGCAGCCUACGCAGAACUCGAGCGACUCUUCUGCUGUCGCGCUGCGACCAACUGGUGAGGCCGUGGCUCAAGGCUUUGCCACAGACACAUCUUCAACGAAUUCCAAUGGAGGUGGUCUAACGUUUCAUUUUCGACGUCGAUUAUCAGAUAGAUUCUGGCUGACCUACAGGCAACCUGAGAGAGCGGAUGAUGCAGAGCUUGGGAACAGGAACACUCCAAUUGUUGAGGAACUGGCAUGA